CCCUUUUCUCAUAGGAACUUCAACUUAUGUUCCUUCAAAUUUUUUUAACAUUUUUCUCUUUACCUUCCAUAACAUGCUCAUGUGCAUUCAAGAUCCAAACAUAACCAUUUGUCCCUCUUUUGUCUUAAGAGAAAAAAAAACUAUCUCAUGGAUCUGUUGAGACUAAAAUACAUUGAAUCUAUUUCACACAUGAAAAGUCCUCCAACUUCUGCUUCAAUCUUUGGUUCACCUUUACAUUCUUCUUCUCAUCAUACUGGCUUUCCUAUUAUAGCAGUUGCUAUUAUUGGUAUUUUGGCAACUGGUAUUUUACUAGUUAGCUACUACAUUUUUGUGAUUAAAUGUUGCUUGAAUUGGCACCGGAUUGAUCUUCUAAGGCGAUUUUCGUUCUCUAGAAAUCGACGUGUUGAAGACCCUUUAAUGGUUUACACACCAGGGUUGGAAAAUCGAGGACUAGACGAAUCAGUAAUUCGAUCAAUUCCUGUCUUUAAUUACAAGAAAAGGGAAGAAAAAGAUGGUGCAUUAGGUGAAAAUGCAACAACUAGUUGUGAAUGUGCUGUUUGUUUGAAUGAGUUUCAAGAAAAUGAGAAGCUAAGGAUUAUACCAAGUUGUGCACAUAUUUUCCACAUUGAUUGUAUUGAUGUUUGGCUUCAAAACAAUGCAAAUUGUCCACUUUGCAGAAAUAGCAUCUCUUCAACUGUUACAAAUUUGUUCCCUUUGGAUCCAAUUAUUGCUCCAAGUUCCACUCCUCAAGAUCCAAAUCUUGAAAAUUUCAGAGAUGAAAAUUAUGUUGUUAUAGAAAUAUCAAACAUUAGUCCAAUUCCUACAAAUCCAUCAUUAGUUAGAAAUCAAGAAAGGGUGAAUUCAAGAAGAAAAGGUAAGAAAUUUAGCCAUGUUACAAGUAUGGGAGAUGAAUGCAUUAACAUUAGAAAGAAAGAUGAUGAAUUUACAAUUCAGCCUAUAAGGAGAUCUUUUUCAAUGGAUUCAGCGACGGAUCGACAACUUUACGUAGCAAUUCAAGAGAUUAUACAGCAACAAAGGCAAGUAAUUGAUUUUAGUUCCUCAGAAGGAAGCAGUAGUAGAGUUAAAAGAUCAUUUUUUUCAUUUGGACAUGGAAAAGGAUCUAAAAAUGCAGUUUUACCUAUUCAUUUAGAGUCAUAAUGAGGGUGAAAAAAAUCAAACACCCCUUUUAGUUGGUUUUUUUAUUGUAAUUUUUUAUGUAUUUUGUUGGUGUAGAGAUAGUGGAAAGUUAGUUGUGGAUAUUAAAGUAGUUUUACUGCAAGUUGAACUUUCUUGUUCAGUAGAUUUGUUUGGUUUUUGGAUUAUUCAUGUAGUAUAAGAUUACAAAGGCAGGACCACUUAUGCAAUGACUCAUUGUUAUGAUUAUAGGCA
Nicotiana tabacum (common tobacco) is the source of this 1389-nucleotide messenger RNA. Its product is annotated as RING-H2 finger protein ATL16-like. Gene Ontology annotation, biological process: protein ubiquitination. NCBI's taxonomy places the organism in Eukaryota, Viridiplantae, Streptophyta, Magnoliopsida, Solanales, Solanaceae. The record is from RefSeq and is a predicted model, not a curated record. Gene Ontology annotation, molecular function: transferase activity.